UGCUGAUAACUAUGAGACUGAUCCAUGUCUGAAAGAGAUUCGGAGAGCAGAAAAUUAUUCGUGGAUGGAUAUAAUAACCAUACAUAAAGACAAGCUUCCAAAUUACGAGGAAAAGAUAAAAACAUUUUAUGAAGAACAUUUACACCUAGACGAUGAAAUUCGCUACAUCUUAGAUGGAUCUGGCUAUUUUGAUGUUCGAGACAAGGAUGACAAAUGGAUCCGGAUUUCCAUGGAAAAAGGAGACAUGAUAACCCUCCCUGCCGGCAUAUAUCACCGAUUUACACUGGAUGAGAACAAUUACGUGAAGGCAAUGAGGCUAUUCGUUGGAGAACCCGUCUGGACAGCAUACAACAGGCCAGCUGAUGAUUUUCCUGCUCGGAAACAGUAUAUGAAGUUUUUGACUGAAGAAGCACAGUAAUGGUCUCUGAGACCAGACAGGUGGAACAGCCUGAAGCCCUGUCAGAAUAAAUGUGAUUGAUGGCUUUUCACUGAUCAGAUCGUCUAUUUACAUACACUGUUGGAAUCACAGAAUCAUAGAAAAAUUUAGGUUGAAAGGUUGUUCGGAAGUCAUCUAGUUCAACACUCUGCAAAGUAUCAGGCCAACUUUAAAGCUAGACCAAGUUGCUCAAGACCUUGAGGUUUGGAAACCUCUGGUGGUGGAGGUUCCACAGUCUGUCUGGGUGCGUGUUCCAGCACUUAGCUGCUCUCACGGGCAAGCAUUUGUUCUUCAUGGCCAACUCUGUGGUCACAGCUUGCAAUUGUUGUCUCUUGCCCUUUCAUUGAAUGCCUGAGAAGAGCCUGGCUCUGUCUGCUCUGCAGCCCCUUCUCU
This is a messenger RNA of Tauraco erythrolophus (red-crested turaco), 829 nucleotides long. The record is from RefSeq and is a predicted model, not a curated record. NCBI's taxonomy places the organism in Eukaryota, Metazoa, Chordata, Aves, Musophagiformes, Musophagidae.